CAUAUACAGAACAGCCUUCCCAGAACGGCUUUCGGACAGCUACAAAUGGCGGCCGCACGGGACGCGGCGGCCUCUUAAACCCUAGCUCCGCCGCAGCAGCAGCCUCGCCCCCCGUCGCUCCGCCUCCGCUCCGCCUGCGGCCGCCGUCUCCGUCGCAGCUUGAUCCACAAGUAGCGGCUGGAUAUGUCAUGCCUAUCAAACCCUGUUGUGCCAUCGAUUCAAGCUACUCGUUGCUUCAGUUCUCUCUUGACAAACACUUGGUUGAAGUGCAGGAGUAAGAUUUCCAAAGGCGCUGGGUAUGGCAUUAGCUCUUAAAUCAACUUGCUUUGUUCAACUUAAGAGACCCAAAUCUUGCUAUGCUUUUCGGUCUUCGCGGCAACUAGCAGUUGUUUCUACCAGAAGAAGUACGACAAUGGCUGCUCUUAGCACUGUAGCGACAAUUGGCAUCUCUGAGACGUUUGCUAAAUUGAAGAAAGAAGGCAAGGUGGCAUUUAUUCCUUUCAUCACAGCUGGUGACCCUGACCUUUCAACGACCGCACAAGCUUUGAAGUUGCUUGACUCAUGUGGUUCAGAUAUAAUUGAGCUAGGUGUCCCGUAUUCUGAUCCUCUAGCAGAUGGUCCAGUAAUUCAGGCUGCAGCCACUCGAUCCUUGGCUAAGGGUACUAAUUUUGAUGCCGUUAUUUCCAUGUUGAAGGAGGUUGUUCCGCAAUUGACAUCCCCUGUUGCUUUAUUCACAUACUAUAACCCGAUUUUGAAGCGUGGAGUUGAGAAGUUCAUGUCCAUCGUAAACGAUGCAGGGGUUCAUGGGCUUGUAGUUCCUGAUGUUCCUUUGGAAGAGACUGAAAUCUUAAGAAAUGAAGCUCUUAAGUACAAUAUCGAACUGGUUUUACUUACUACACCUACUACUCCAACCAGCCGAAUGAAAGCGAUAGUUGAAGCCUCGGAAGGAUUUGUAUAUCUUGUGAGCUCUAUUGGAGUAACUGGGGCUCGAGGAUCUGUGAGUGCUCGUGUGGAAAAUCUCUUGCGGGAUAUUAAGGAGGCAACUACUAAACCCGUUGCUGUUGGCUUUGGCAUAUCGAAACCCGAGCAUGUGAAGCAGAUUGCGGAAUGGGGAGCUGAUGGCGUGAUUGUCGGGAGUGCAAUGGUGAAAGUGCUCGGUGAAGCCAAAUCUCCAGAAGAAGGGUUGAAGGAGCUAGAGAAUUUAACUAGAUCCUUGAAAUCUGCACUGAUUUGAGAGAGGGUUUGUUUGAUCUGACCGGCUUGUUAGCUCUUCAUUUCGGGCUUUUGGACACAACGGCAAUUGUUUAGAUCAAUCCGUCCGGGGUUCCUUUAUAAUUUUAUGUCAUAUGUUCGGUCGGAAUUUAUAGUGUCCUGUGCCGAGAACUCUUCCGAAUAAAUCAGACUUUUGGUGCCAGAAACAGGUUUUCACUGAACUGCAUUUUUCAGACUCUACUCUGAAGAGCAACCUUUCGCUUCUCAAAA
Messenger RNA from Eucalyptus grandis, 1482 nucleotides. Its product is annotated as tryptophan synthase alpha chain. The record is from RefSeq and is a predicted model, not a curated record. Gene Ontology annotation, cellular component: cytosol; chloroplast. The transcript is spliced from 11 exons. The coding region runs from base 299 to 1234 and encodes 311 amino acids. NCBI's taxonomy places the organism in Eukaryota, Viridiplantae, Streptophyta, Magnoliopsida, Myrtales, Myrtaceae. Gene Ontology annotation, biological process: L-tryptophan biosynthetic process. Gene Ontology annotation, molecular function: tryptophan synthase activity.